This is a messenger RNA of Pezoporus flaviventris, 1509 nucleotides long. RefSeq names its product noggin (gene NOG). NCBI's taxonomy places the organism in Eukaryota, Metazoa, Chordata, Aves, Psittaciformes, Psittacidae. The transcript has a single exon. Gene Ontology annotation, biological process: negative regulation of BMP signaling pathway; negative regulation of cell differentiation; osteoblast differentiation. The record is from RefSeq and is a predicted model, not a curated record. The coding region runs from base 221 to 892 and encodes 223 amino acids.
GUGUUUGCAGGGGGCUAGGGGGCUUGUUCUCCGGGCUUGUGAGGGGGCUGCCUUUGCUGGUGGUGCGGGCAGCGGAGGGGAUUCCCCGUAAAGACAAGCUAUUUUGGAUAUCCCCGUACAACUUUUCUGAUGUAUUUGCUUGCACCUUCUUCCCCUGCUGCUUGGUGAACCCAGCCCCCCUCUCCCCCCCCCCUCCCCCCCCCCCAGCGGUCUCCCAAGGAUGGAUCAUUCCCAGUGCCUUGUGACUAUAUACGCCGUGGUGGUUCUGCUGGGUCUCCGGCUGGAGCAGGGCGCCUGCCAGCACUAUCUGCACAUCCGACCGGCUCCCAGCGACAACUUGCCCUUGGUGGAUCUAAUCGAGCACCCGGACCCUAUCUUUGACCCCAAGGAGAAGGAUCUUAACGAGACCUUGCUAAGGAACCUCAUGGGCGGACACUUCGACCCUAACUUUAUGGCUGUUUCCUUGCCCGAGGACCGGCUCGGAGUGGACGAUCUAGCUGAGCUGGACUUGCUGCUCAGGCAGAGACCCUCGGGAGCGAUGCCCAGCGAAAUCAAAGGGCUGGAGUUUUACGACGGGCUGCAGCCGGGCAAGAAGCACAGGCUGAGCAAGAAGCUGCGCAGGAAGCUGCAGAUGUGGCUCUGGUCCCAGACCUUCUGCCCGGUCCUAUACACGUGGAACGAUCUCGGCAGCCGCUUUUGGCCCCGGUACGUCAAAGUGGGCAGCUGCUACAGUAAACGGUCUUGUUCAGUCCCAGAAGGCAUGGUCUGCAAACCUGCCAAGUCCGUGCAUCUGACGAUCCUGAGGUGGCGGUGCCAGCGCCGGGGUGGGCAGCGGUGCACAUGGAUCCCGAUCCAGUAUCCCAUCAUCGCGGAGUGCAAGUGCUCCUGCUAGGGCUGCGCUGCCCCUCCGCCCCGCGCCGCGGGGACCUGGGCUCACACAGACAUGAGGGGCAUUUGCUUUCUGGUUAACGUUGUAAUGCACUGUAACGUGUAGGAGAAUGUAUAUUGUGUGUAUAUAUGGCACCGGUUUAAUAUACUAUUAAAAGGUCAGUAUUAUACGUGAAAUAAUCAGCGUCUACUGUAUUUUUAAGACUAUUAUCCUGAUCGUUGCUAAUGUAUCUUUUUUGGGGUAUUUAUAUUCCGGAGAGAAGUUGCUUCGCUUUGGCGAAGUAGGAUUUUUGUUGGGUUAUAUUUUUUUUUAGUUGUUUUUGUUUGUUUUUUAAUAAAAGGAUUAAAAAAUAGAAACCAAACUUUUUGAUAAGAAAACGUCUUAAAGCUAUUUUCCAUUAUUCGGAAAGCGUGUGUGUGAGGGUUUUUUUUUUUUCUUGUUUUCCUUAUGGACUUUAGAUUUAAAAUAAAAAAUAAGCGCCUAGAGCACAAUGUUAUUGUAAAUAGAGAGGACAGUUUGAAUGACUUAAUCCUAUGUAAAUGAAGAGUAUCUGCUAUUUAUUCUUUAUAUCCUUGUAGUAAAAGCGCAGUGCAGAAUUAAAGUCAACCACUAAAAGACGA